This is a messenger RNA of Aureobasidium melanogenum CBS 110374, 642 nucleotides long. RefSeq lists its product as uncharacterized. The record is from RefSeq and is a predicted model, not a curated record. The coding region runs from base 1 to 642 and encodes 213 amino acids. The transcript is spliced from 3 exons. Lineage: Eukaryota; Fungi; Ascomycota; Dothideomycetes; Dothideales; Saccotheciaceae.
AUGUCUAGCAAGCCAGGAGAGGAGUUUGAAGUUCGCCAGACUUCGACAUCUGAGGACUACACUCCCGACCCCUCAAAGUCCAUCAAGCUCAGCCCUCAACGUCAGGCUCUGAUUGACGACAUUAUCGCUCUUUACAGCUGCGAGCCUACUGUUAGACGUGUGGAGCGUUACACCCCAGACUGUGUUUAUGAUGACCAGUUUGUCUACGCCAACGACCGCUACAAGAUGGCCGGACAAUGGUUCGCUCUUCCCAAGCUGUUUAAGGCCAGCAAGAACGAACGCUACGAGAUUAUCAAGAACGACAGAGACUUGAUCCAGUUCAAGAACGAGCAGUCAUGGACGUUCAAGGUUAUUCCCAAGACCGCCACCAUCAACGCACUCGUCUCCUUGUCUCUCGACCCCGACACUGUGGACUCGGACUUUAUUCAAGUCAAGUACCACAAGGACCAGGCAAACGACAAGGACUACUCGCACGAGGGCUUAGGUUUUUCGUUCAAGAAGUGGCAAGCAGACAACGUUGUCAAGUUGAUGGACUCACCCGAGGUUGAGCACUUUGCCAAAGACAAGAACGCAGCCAAGACACCAGUCAACAAGUACGGCAGUGGAGAUGAGAAGGGCCAAGCUCCCAAGCAGAGCUUCUAA